This is a messenger RNA of Helianthus annuus (common sunflower), 1500 nucleotides long. Its product is annotated as G-type lectin S-receptor-like serine/threonine-protein kinase At4g27290. Gene Ontology annotation, biological process: protein phosphorylation; recognition of pollen. The record is from RefSeq and is a predicted model, not a curated record. Gene Ontology annotation, molecular function: protein kinase activity; ATP binding. The transcript is spliced from 4 exons. Bases 1 to 1500 code for a protein of 499 amino acids. Lineage: Eukaryota; Viridiplantae; Streptophyta; Magnoliopsida; Asterales; Asteraceae.
AUGAAAUUCGGGAAGGAUUUGGUAACAGGCGUAGACAGGUACUUGACAUCGUGGAAAAGUACGGAUGAUCCUUCUCCAGGUCUGUAUGUAAGUUGGAUGGAUACGAAUGGAUAUCCACAAGCGUUUCAAAAGCGAGGUUCGGUUUUACAAUUGAGGUUUGGACCGUGGACUGGUGUACGAUUUAGCGGUUUUCCCAGUAAGCCAAAUCCUAUCUACACGUAUGAUUUUGUCUUCAAUGAAAAGGAGGUAUAUAGUAUAUUUCAUCUUAUUAAUAACUCAAUUAUGUCGAGGGUGUAUCUAAGUCCAGAAGGCAACGAAAUGCGCUUGAACUGGAUUGAUCCCGCACAAGGUUGGAUGCCGUAUCUGGUCACAACGGUUGAUAUGUGUGCCCAAUAUGGACUCUGUGGUGCAUAUGGAAUCUGUAACAUCAACAGUUCUCCUGCAUGCAGUUGUAUGGAAGGGUUUGAACCAAGAUUUCCAGUGCAAUGGAAUGCAGGAAACUGGUCAGGUGGCUGUCAACGUGAAAAAUCGUUAAAUUGUGGGAAUGAGGAUGCGUUUCGAAAACUUUCAGGUGUGAAAUUGCCAGAUACCCGACAUUCAUGGUAUGAUCUGCGCAUGGGCUUAAGAGAAAUAGCAGUGAAGCGGUUGUCGGAAACUUCUACGCAAGGACUUGACGAGUUUAUGAACGAGGUUAGAUGUAUUCACCGGCUUCUGCACCGAAAUCUUGUGAAGCUUCUGGGAUUCUGUGCUCAAAAACAUGAAAUCAUGUUGAUUUAUGAAUACAUGCCCAACAGAAGCCUUGAUACAUUUUUAUUUGAUGAGACCAAAAGUUCAAUGCUUGAUUGGACUAAACGAUUCCACAUCAUCAAUGGGAUCGCUCGAGGGCUUCUUUAUCUGCAUCAAGAUUCAUGCCUUCGCAUCAUACAUAGAGAUCUGAAAGCCGCCAAUAUUUUGUUAGACAAUGACAUGAACCCGAAGAUAUCAGAUUUUGGGCUUGCUAGAAGAUUUAAAGGAUACGAGACUCGGGUUAAGACAAAGAAUGUGGUUGGAACUUACGGCUACAUUCCUCCAGAGUAUGCAGUUCAUGGAGUUUUCUCUGUAAAAUCAGACGUGUUUAGCUUCGGUGUUUUAGUUCUGGAAAUAGUAAGUGGGAUGAAGAACCGAGAAUUUUCUUCUCACAAGCACCGUGACAACCUUCUUGGACAUGCAUGGAGACUAUAUAUGGAUGGCAAGUGUCUUGAUCUGGUUGGUGCACCUUUACUCGACUCAUGUGUUGUCUCUGAGGUACUCCUUUCAAUACACAUUGGUUUGUUAUGUGUGCAAAAUCAUGCAGAAGAUAGACCAACAAUGUCAUCUGUGGUAUUGAUGCUGGGUAAUGAUGGUGUAUUGUCUCAACCUAAAUCACUUGCAUUUUUUACGGAGCCUGAGCUCGACCUGUGUGCACACACGAGACAAGAACCUUCCGUCAAUAAUGUGACUAUUUCACUAACAGGUCGUUAG